CCCUUCCUUCCCGGGCUGGCGGCGGCUGCGGGUGGUGGACCUGCAGAGCGGCGGUCGCCCACACCUCACUCCCUCCUGAGCCGGCGGAUCCUUUUGUCUCUCCGAGCGGCGAAAGUCGCAGGGCCGGCGCGGUGACUGCGGGCGCACAGACGCCCGCUCUCCUAGUCACUUCCUCGGCCUCAACCGCCGCCGAACUUGGGCUCGAGAAGCCGGCGGACCGCGUCCAGUGCUGGAGCCGGCUUAGUCUCCGUUGCCAGCUACCAUGGGCAAGCAGAACAGCAAGCUGAGGCCCGAGGCUCUGCAGGACCUGCGGGAGCACACGGAGUUCACCGACCACGAGCUGCAGGAGUGGUACAAGGGCUUCCUCAAGGACUGCCCCACCGGCCACCUGACAGUGGACGAGUUCAAGAAGAUCUACGCCAACUUCUUCCCCUAUGGCGAUGCCUCCAAGUUCGCCGAGCACGUCUUCCGCACCUUCGACACCAACAGUGAUGGCACCAUCGACUUCCGGGAGUUCAUCAUCGCACUGAGCGUGACCUCUCGGGGCAAGCUGGAACAGAAGCUCAAAUGGGCCUUCAGCAUGUACGACCUGGAUGGCAACGGCUACAUCAGCCGCAGCGAGAUGCUAGAGAUAGUGCAGGCCAUCUACAAGAUGGUGUCCUCCGUGAUGAAAAUGCCUGAAGACGAGUCCACGCCGGAGAAACGGACAGACAAGAUCUUCAGGCAGAUGGACACAAACAAUGAUGGCAAGCUGUCCCUGGAAGAAUUCAUCAAAGGUGCCAAGAGUGACCCAUCCAUUGUCCGGUUGCUGCAGUGUGACCCCAGCAGCGCCAGCCAGUUCUAAGGGGAAUGGGCUUUGGGACAGUUGUGAAGAAACACAGGCUUGCCCUGCCGUCUUCAGCUUUGCUUGCAAAUGUGGAUUCCUCCGUGAUCUCUGGUCUCUCCUGCUCUCCUGGGACCUGGGUCCAGGCAGCGCAUCACACCCGCCUGGCCUGGCUGACGCGGCUUUCCCCUCCCCCUGGUCAAUGUCCCUCCCCUCCAAUCCAGGCCGGUUUCUUCCAAGGGUUCAAGUGGGGUUCCUCCUUACCCACAGAGGAACCAUCAAGGUCAUCAAGGCUACCCAGUCAGGACUUUUCAGCAUCUAUGAUCCCAGGUGACUUUGUGGACUGGGUAGGAAAUGAAGAUCGAGACUAGACAGGCAAGCCUUUCCAGUGCAUGGCUCCGCCCCUUGUUCAUUUUCUCUGACCAAAGCCGCUUGCACGUAUAUACUGUGGUCUCCUUUUACUCUAUGAGUUAUGUGUACGGUGAAGUGGACUGUAACGUUUAGGCCCUCUAUUUAAUGCCACUGCCUUUGAAGCAUGGUCCCCUGUGGCCUGUGAUCCCCCCCACCGCCACCCCAAGUCUGACUGUGCCGUGGUAUUUAUGCAUUUUUGAUUUGCCUGAUUCCACAGGAGAUGCAUGCAUGCCCAGGGCUACGGACAUCGGCCCUCCGUGCUGCGAAUACAGAUGUUUCUGUGUGCUCCGUCCUCCCUAUUGAUUGGUCUGGCAUAUUAAAGUGAUCAAUAAACAGA
Molecule: messenger RNA, 1571 nt
Organism: Mesocricetus auratus (golden hamster)
Lineage: Eukaryota; Metazoa; Chordata; Mammalia; Rodentia; Cricetidae
Gene: Hpcal1
Product: hippocalcin like 1
Exons: 4
Coding region: 263-844 (193 amino acids)
Molecular function (GO): calcium ion binding
Source: RefSeq, a predicted model, not a curated record